CCUCACGAUCAUUCUCUCCAUCUCUAUUCUUGUUUUAUUUUCAAUCAUUAUCUCAUUCUCUCUCAUCGUAUUUCACUCUCCAAAGCACAAAAUCAAACAGAGAAAUCCCAUCUUUAUCGUUCUUUUUCAUCAUCUACUUCCUCAAUCGUCGCUUGUUUGCCCCCCACACCCCACAAGCAAUAAGCUUCGACCAACAUCAUAUACCUCAUUUCUUUUAUCAAUUAACUUCGUGGGUGCUCUCAAUUUUGUACUUUUACUAUAAAUUAAAAUAUGGGCUAGUUCGAUUCUUCAAAAAGAAUCUCGAUUGGGUGUUUCUUGAUUUUGCAUAGUGUUUUGGAUUGAUAAUCGGUUGUUGACCUUGAUGCAAGUUUUGAGGUUUAAAUUAGGCUUAUGUGGAUCUGAAUUGGGGUUCGGAGUUUUAUCGAAUAAAGAAUCAUGGAUCAUGUUGUUGGUGGGAAGUUUAAGAUUGGGAGGAAAAUUGGUAGUGGAUCUUUUGGCGAACUUUAUUUAGGUGUUAAUAUUUCAAGUGGGGAAGAAAUAGCUAUUAAACUGGAACCUGUCAAAACAAAGCAUCCUCAACUUCAUUAUGAAUCAAAAUUAUAUACGCUUCUCCAAGGAGGAACGGGAAUACCAAGCUUCAAGUGGUUUGGAGUGGAGGGAGAGUAUAAUAUCAUGGUUAUUGACCUUCUUGGACCAAGUCUCGAAGACCUUUUCAACUAUUGUAGUAGAAAGUUCAGCUUAAAGACUGUCUUAAUGCUUGCAGAUCAACUAAUAAAUAGAGUUGAGUUCAUGCAUGCAAGAGGUUUUCUUCAUCGUGACAUAAAGCCUGACAAUUUCUUAAUGGGUCUGGGACGUAAAGCUAAUAUGGCAUACGUGAUUGAUUUUGGCCUUGCAAAAAAGUAUAGAGAUCUUCAAACUCAUAAACACAUUCCAUAUAGGGAAAAUAAAAAUCUCACAGGGACUGCCCGCUAUGCUAGUGUUAACACGCACCUUGGAAUCGAACAAAGUAGACGGGAUGAUCUCGAGUCUCUCGGUUAUGUUCUUAUGUAUUUCCUAAGAGGAAGCCUUCCAUGGCAGGGGUUGAGAGCAGGAACCAAGAAGCAGAAAUACGAUAAAAUAAGUGAAAAGAAGAUGUUGACUCCAAUUGAGGUGCUAUGUAAAUCAUACCCAUCGGAAUUUACAGCAUAUUUCCAUUAUUGUCGAUCAUUGAGAUUCGAAGACAAACCCGACUAUUCUUAUUUGAAGAGGCUUUUUCGGGAACUAUUUAUUCAAGAAGGCUAUCAGUUCGACUAUGUAUUUGAUUGGACCAUAUUGAAGUACCCCCAUAUUGGUGCUACCUCCAAAGGACGAAAUUUAGUUGCCAAUGCGGGUUUAAAUGCUGGAACAUCAGCUGAAAAGCCUGGAAGAACCUCAGCUGGUGAAGAUAUCCGUGAUAGAGUCUCGGGUGCAGUAGAAGCAUUGUCUAGACGAAAUUCUUCGGGUGGGGCCCGCCAUGAACAUUCUAGAAACAGGAUUCCCGAUGAUAUGCCUUCAUCAAAGGAUGUGCAACCCGAUUCUGAAAAACUCCGGUCAUCUCGAAACGGGGACUCGUCAAAACGUGCCGCCAUUCCCGGCGGCAGGCCAAGCUCCUCCGGCGAACCAACGGAAGUCCGGUCAAGCCGCCAUGUGGCGGGAAGUGGUGGAGGUGGGCGGUUGUUGACUGCUCAUAGAGUCCAACCGGGAUAUGACACCAAACAAUCGGUUUUUUCUCGUACUACAAAAAGUGGCAAUGAUGAUCCUGUCCGCAGCUUUGAGUUCCUCUCACUCAGGAAAUGAAAAAAAUCGCCAUUUUUAUCCAAGUGAUUUUUUUCAACUCUUACAGAAAUGGAUGAUGUGGCAUUUUCAAAUAAGUGGAAAGGGUAUACUUACAUGAGAAUACCUUUGUAAAUUGUGUAUCGGGUUUUCACUUUUCAUGAAUGAUUUAGAAUUGAAUCCCAAAGGAUUUUUUGUGUUCUUGAUGUUGCGUAUGUCGUAAAAAGGAUCAUAUAAAAGAAAAUUUAGUAAUAACUUUGGUUAUUUUUUUGUGUAAGGGUUCUAUAAACGUUUUAUGUGUGACAACGGUAUAUUAAUAAUAUCGAGAUUUUAUCGUUUGUUAACCGUUGCACCAAA
Lactuca virosa is the source of this 2148-nucleotide messenger RNA. The record is from the annotation of a GenBank genome assembly. NCBI's taxonomy places the organism in Eukaryota, Viridiplantae, Streptophyta, Magnoliopsida, Asterales, Asteraceae.